AUGUGUAUCAGAGGCAUGUGUGGAAUGAGUAGGGGGUCAGAGCUACUAUCCCGCAAGCAAAGGCCUCCAAUAGGUGGAGUCGUUGAUGACGAUAAAUGUGAUCCCUGUGACUGCGACAUAGCUGCACGGAUCGCAAGUGGCUGUGAUACUGACUGCUGUGACCCGAGUGGCUGUGACCCGACUGGAUGUGACACUGAUGACUGUGAUCCAUGUGGCUGUGACAUGGAUCGAUGCGAUCCAUGUAAUGCUGCUGGGCGGGAUCCACGUGGUAGUGAGGCAGGUGGAUUGUAUGUCGGACGCACAGUCCGAUGGCCCUGUGAAGAAACACCCGGG
Molecule: messenger RNA, 333 nt
Organism: Nicotiana tabacum (common tobacco)
Lineage: Eukaryota; Viridiplantae; Streptophyta; Magnoliopsida; Solanales; Solanaceae
Source: RefSeq, a predicted model, not a curated record